Pleurotus ostreatus (oyster mushroom) is the source of this 1161-nucleotide messenger RNA. RefSeq lists its product as uncharacterized. Bases 1 to 1161 code for a protein of 386 amino acids. The record is from RefSeq and is a predicted model, not a curated record. NCBI's taxonomy places the organism in Eukaryota, Fungi, Basidiomycota, Agaricomycetes, Agaricales, Pleurotaceae. The transcript has a single exon. Gene Ontology annotation, molecular function: hydrolase activity.
AUGGCUGCGUUUCCGCCUGGGAUAUCAUCGCGGAUCGUGCAAACCGCUGAGCUCGACGUGCACAUCCUAGAAGCUCUUCCACCAAACGGUGUUUCGCCGAAGCCGCCGCUGCUCCUCCUGCUUCACGGAUUCCCUGAGCUCGCGUAUUCCUGGCGGAAAGUCAUACUCCCCCUCGCGGCAGCAGGGUACCAUGUCGUCGCCCCAGAUCAGAGGGGUUACGGUCGCACUACCCCCGCACGCACCGGAGACUCAGCCUCUCCAUCGAUAAUCAAAUAUACAGAUGACCUGUCUCCGUAUCGCAUGCUGAACCUUGUCAAGGACAUCGUAGCUCUGAUCCACGCGCUGGGGUACCCCUUCGCUUCUGCCGUCAUAGGACACGACUUUGGGUCGAACGUGGCCGGGUUCUGUGCUAUCAUUCGCCCUGAUCUGUUCAAAUCAGCGGUGAUGAUGAGUGCACCGUGCACCGGAGCACCCCCUCUUAUCACCAACCGUAGUCGCGCGUCAUCAGAAUCCGUACCGCAAAUGGCUGAUAGGCUGCUUUCCCGGUUGACGACCCCGAGAAAGCACUACACGAUGUACUACUCAUCGGCCGAGGCCAAUGACGAUAUGAUGAACGCUCCAGGGGGGCUGCACGCGUUCUUACGUGCGUAUUAUCAUGUUAAGAGCGCCGAUUGGGAGGGGAACAACCCGUAUAAGUUGCCUGCCAUGUCGGCGGAGGCUGUUGCUGUUAUGCCCCAUUACUACAUCAUGCCGUUGGACUCUACCAUGCCUGAGUGCGUGGUGAAACACGCACCGCAGAACUCGAGCGAGAACACUUGGCUUCCGGAUUCUGAACUCGCUUAUUACACGGGCGAGUUCGCGAGGACGGGGUUCCAGGGGGGGUUGAAUUGGUAUCGGUGCAUGACGGAUGUGCGAUGGAUGGAUGAUCUGUUGGUCUUUUCUGGAAAGCAGAUCGAGGUGCCGGCGAUGUUCAUAUCGGGGAGGAAGGAUUGGGGGACGUACCAAGUGCCUGGUGCGGUGGAAGCGAUGAAGGAGAAGGUUUGCAGGCAUAUGGCAAACGAAGACUUUGUGCUCGUGGAUGGGGCUGGUCAUUGGGUUCAACAAGAACAACCGGAGGCUGUAAUAGAAGAGGUGUUGAGGUUCUUGACGAAGGUCUUGUAA